CGCCUGUAUUAUCAGCAAUAUAACAAUUAUAAAAAGCCCGAGAACCAUCAUCAUCACUGCCGUAAAAACUGAGGCCCUCAGACUCCUUUCCCUCCCCCCCCUCCUUCCUCUCCCCCCUCCCUCUUAUUAAACCCUAGGCCCUGGAAAAGCCAUGAAUUUUGAAUUUGAGAGGGAGAUCGGGUUUAUAAAUAGCCAGCCUUCGCUCGCAGAGUGCCUGACGUCUCUUCCCGCUGUCCUGGAGACAUUUCAAACUUCAUCAAUCAAGGACUCGACAUUAAUUCCUCCUCCUUUUGAGCAAACCGUCCUCAGCCUGAAUCCUUGUUCCAGCAGCCAGGGAAGACCGAGGAGCCAAAAAAGAGCAUCUCAUGGCCUGCUCCAGCCCCAGUCCCAGCCUGUGGCACAGCCCGGCCGCCUGGCAGCAGAAUUCCCCUGGAUGAAGGAGAAGAAAUCCUCCAAGAAAGCUAUCCAGGCUCCAUCCUCUUCCUCCUCUUCCCCCCUAUCAUCUUCGCUGCCGAUCGCUGCCGCAGGAUCUCCUGCAGACACGCAGGGGCUGGCGGACACCAGCGGUUCCAGGAGGCUCCGGACCGCCUACACCAACACCCAGCUGCUGGAACUGGAGAAAGAAUUUCACUUCAAUAAAUACCUCUGCAGGCCCCGUCGGGUGGAGAUCGCGGCUCUACUCGACCUCACCGAGCGGCAAGUGAAGGUCUGGUUCCAGAACCGCCGGAUGAAGCACAAGAGGCAAACCCAGUACAAAGAAAGCCUCGACGGGGACCUCGCCUACCCCAACCCGGACGAGGGCAGCGACCUGGCGGAGGAGGCUGAGGACAGUCCCGCUGCCGGGCCGGCCCCCAUGCCCGGCGGACCCCACCGAAGCGAAGCGCCGGGGAGUGAGGGACCGGAGAGCCCACAGUUCGCGGGGGAGCCAGGCGGGGCCGCCGGCCUUUCGGACCGUGCCUACCCCGGGAGCCGGGACUCGCCUUUGCUGCCAGAACUGAGCAUCUUCUCGGCAGAGUCCUGCCUGCAGCUCUCCGAGGGGCUUUCCCCUGGUCUACAGGGCUCCCUGGAAAGCCCCGUUCACUUCUCUGAGGAAGACCUGGACUUUUUUACCAGCGCACUUUGUACUAUAGAUUUGCAACAUUUACAUUUCUAAUAGCCACCCCCGCCUCGCCGCCUCUGCUCUUUCCAGGAGCACCAGCCCCGUCCAGCUCCCCCCCAAGCUCCUGAAAAGGGGGAGGAAGUGCACCCUCAAAAAGAAACCCAAGCCAUCUCUCAUUCAAUCACCCCAUCCACCCCUCCAGAUGCUUUCUUUUAAAGCUUCUCACACUGUGGGAACCGAAUCCCCCUCCCAGUAUUUAUUCCAGAAGGCUCACGUGAAAGAACAGCCCGAGUUUUGCUAAAUGCAGGUAUUUAAUUAUAGGUCUUUUCCUUAUUUAUUAUUUAAAAAGCACCCACUAGUUCAUACACACACCAGAGACAUCAGUCCCCAAGAGAAAACAUUUGUAAACCCUACAAGCUACUUUCUCAGGAAUCAGAACGAGACUUUUAGGUUUCUUAAUAAAAUAAUGUUUAAUAAAUAAAUAAAAAAUAGAGGAUUUUUCCUUCCUCUUCUUAAGUUUUAGAUGUAGAUUAUUUAUUAAAAUCCUUUAUUAGCAAAUGGCAAAUUAUUUAUUGUACAUUAUUUUCA
Colius striatus (speckled mousebird) is the source of this 1687-nucleotide messenger RNA. RefSeq names its product homeobox B2 (gene HOXB2). The transcript has 2 exons. The record is from RefSeq and is a predicted model, not a curated record. The coding region runs from base 152 to 1153 and encodes 333 amino acids. Gene Ontology annotation, biological process: regulation of DNA-templated transcription. Gene Ontology annotation, molecular function: DNA binding; DNA-binding transcription factor activity, RNA polymerase II-specific. Lineage: Eukaryota; Metazoa; Chordata; Aves; Coliiformes; Coliidae.